Molecule: messenger RNA, 2256 nt
Organism: Cercospora beticola
Lineage: Eukaryota; Fungi; Ascomycota; Dothideomycetes; Mycosphaerellales; Mycosphaerellaceae
Product: GMC family oxidoreductase
Molecular function (GO): flavin adenine dinucleotide binding; oxidoreductase activity, acting on CH-OH group of donors
Source: RefSeq, a predicted model, not a curated record
UGUGACCCGCCAAUAUGCUCAUUGCUCGUCUCUUGCAAGCGAGUCUGUAGCUGCAGUCUGGACUGUCAGGAAUCGAGUCCAAGCGUGGCUGGACUGGCCGCUUAAGCGCAUUGGUUUUGACUGUGGUAUAGCGAAAUGAAGCCCUAGUUGACCAUUUCUGGAAAUUCGGAACGGCAACCGAAGACCCUCGCUCCGCGUUCCCGCCCCCAUGGGCACGAUUGCUAGGGCUCCUGCAUGAGAGCUAUGCACACCCCCGCUUGCAGCUUGGAGGCUCUAGACCUGGUACGUACAAUGCGUUUCUGCAUAUAUGAAUGUAGGUGGAAUGGUCGCGGGGUCAUAUUCACAGAAGCGAAGGAAUUAUUUUCCAUUCUAUGCCAUUGAACUAUUCUGAAUCAAUUUAUUGGCUACCAAGAUGUCAGAGACAUACGACUACAUCAUCUGUGGAGGUGGAACUUGCGGGCCUGUUGUGGCUGGAAGAUUGUCCGAGCAAUCAAAUCUUAAGAUUCUGAUCCUUGAGGCAGGGUCAGACAAUAAGGAUUUGGACAAUGUGCACAUGCCUGGAGCUUGGACGAAGAACCAUUAUGGACCAACAGACUGGAAUAUUGUGUCGCCACCUCAGCCUGGACUCGAGAAUAGGGAAUGCCGGCUGCCUCGCGGCAGAUUUCUUGGAGGUAGCAGUGGUUCCAAUGGAACCAUCUGCGUGCGUGGUGUGAAGCAAGACUACGACGACUGGGGCUUUCCAGAAUGGAGUGGAGACGAAAUGUUCAGGGCCAUGAAGAAGGCUGAGACAUUCCACCCAAAGAAGUGGUUCCCACACGAUGAAGACGCCCACGGUUACGAUGGACCACUACACAUUGAGCCCGCCCUCCCACCAAUUCCGAUCGCUGAUGCCUUGUUCGAGUCUUUCAAAGACAAGGGACUUCCAUAUAUUCCUGAUAUGUUCUCUUCUGGUGUUGCAUCCCAUGGCUGUGGCCACGCAAUGAGGACUACAUAUCAAGGCUGGCGAACGACAGCCGCAGACUACAUCACGAAGGACAAGGUGCGACCGAAUGUAACAAUCAAGUGCAAUGCAACCGUCGACAAAGUCAUCUUGGAGCCAGGCUCCGACGGCGAGCUGGUUGCGAAAGCUGUCGAAUAUGUCGAUGACAACGGCAACAAGGUAAAGGUGGCAGCAGGCAAAGAAGUCAUCGUCUGCGGUGGUACAUACUGUAGCCCAGCCAUCCUCAUGCGAUCUGGCCUCGGUCCAAAGCAAACUCUCCAAGACCUCAACAUUCCCGUCCUGAAGGACAUUCCUGCCGUCGGCCAGAACCUCCAAGACCACCAAUUGAUCUUCACCUACUACGAAGUGGACGGACCUGAUCUCACCGACGACGCACGAGUAAACCACGACCCGGAAGCAUACGAGAACGGACACAAGGAGUGGCUGAAAGACAAGACCGGCUGGCCCGCCACUUUCCCCUUCGGCGCCUUCGGCUUCACCCGCCUCAGCGAACGUCUCGAUAAAGAGAACCCCGAAUGGGCCGCCCUCCCCCGCGAAGAAGGUCGCGACCCAAUGGGCCUCACCAAAACCCAACCUAACCUCGAAUUCUUCAAUACAAUCUGCUACGGUGGCCCACCAGAAUACACCGACAAACCCAAAGAAGGCCAAUACGCAAUGGCAAUGUGCUGUUUCCUCUGCGGUCAACAAUCUCGCGGCGAAGUCAAGAUCAAAACCACAGAUCCUUUCGAGCCACCAUAUGUCGACCCACGCUACCUCUCCGAUAAGCGUGACCUGAUCAUGAUGUCUGAGGGUGUACGAUGGGCCAACGAAGUCGUCAUGGAGGGUGCAGGUACCAAGAAAGUCGUCAAAGGUUCUUGGCCACCGGGCACGAAUCAUCACAAGAACAAAACGAACGAGGACUGGCAACCACAUGUGCAAAAGUACGCUUCGACUUCAUAUCACCCUGUCGGAACGUGCAAGAUUGGCAAGAGGGAGGACCCCACUGCCGUCGUGGAUAAGCAUCUGAUUGUGUACGGGACCAAGAACCUGCGCGUUGUGGACUGCAGUAUUAUGCCGUACGUGCACAGCGGUCACACACAGAUGCCAGCAUUCGGUAUUGCGGAGAAGGCUGCUGAGUAUAUCCUGCAGGCCGCUGGGUCGCAGGCGACUGGCGUGAAUGCGUAGUUCAUGAUGAUUUUACUUUUACCAUCUAGCUGUACAUAAGUUUCAUGAUAAUUUCUCAAAUCUCACAUAACGAUUCAUGACGAAAGGUCGCU